GGCCCAACUCAGCCCUCUUGUCUGCCUCCGGCGUGGUGCAGGGAUUACAGAGCAAAGCCCUGGGCGCAGUGGUGCUCAUGUCUCUUCAUGCCGGUUUCCUCUGCAGCCCCUAGUCGGUCUCGACCUCUUGGAGAGGAAUGGCAGCUAAAUGUGUCUUCUCUUUGCAGCUGCCGAAGCAGUAACAGGAAGAGCCUGGUGGUGGGAACGCCGUCUCCAACGCUAUCACGUCCCCUGUCCCCACUGCCUGUGCCAACAGCCGGGAGCAGCCCUCUGGACAGUCCCCGGAACUUCUCCACCGGCGCCUCCGUCAACUUCCCCUUUGCUCGCAGCCAUGCUCCUCGGACUGAUAGGGCUGAUGGCAGAAGGUGGUCACUGGCUUCAUUACCCUCGUCUGGCUAUGGGACCAACACCCCCAGCUCCACGGUCUCGUCAUCUUCGUCCUCUCAGGAGCGCCUGCACCAGCUGCCGUACCAGCCCACCCUCGAUGAGCUGCAUUUUCUCUCUAAACAUUUCCGCAGCACGGAGAGCAUCACGGACGAGGAGGGCCGGCGCUCGCCCUGCCUGCGGCCACGAUCCAGGAGCCUAAGCCCCGGACGAACGAGUGGAACGUUUGAUAACGAGAUUGUUAUGAUGAAUCAUGUCUACAAGGAGCGGUUCCCUAAGGCCACGGCACAGAUGGAGGAGCGCUUGCAGGAGACCAUCACCAGCUGCUCCCCGAGCAGCACCUUGCCCCUUGCUGAUGGAGUGCUGGGGUUCAUCCACCAUCAGAUCAUUGAGUUGGCCCGAGACUGCUUGGCUAAGUCCCAGGGAGCCCUCAUCACCUCGCGCUACUUCAUGGAACUGCAGGAAAAGCUGGAGAAGAUGCUGCGAGACGCCCAGGAGCGUUCAGAGAGUGAGGAAGUGAGGUUUGUAGACCAGCUGGUGAGGAAGCUGCUGAUAAUAAUAUCUCGACCGGCCCGCCUUCUAGAGUGCUUGGAGUUCGAUCCCGAGGAGUUCUAUCACCUGCUGGAAGCCGCGGAAGGCCAUGCCAAAGUUGGGCAGGGGAUAAAGACAGACAUCCCACGCUACAUCAUCAGCCAACUGGGGCUCGCUAAGGACCCCCUGGAGGAGAUGGUUCAGCUGGAUCAGUUGGAUGGUGGGAAUACUGUUGCUCCAGAAGCAGAUGACCCCCCCGAGAGCCGGGCUUCAGCUGCCACUUAUCGAAGGAAACCAUGCGAGAGCGACUUUGAGACCAUCAAGCUGAUCAGCAACGGGGCCUAUGGGGCGGUGUAUCUGGUGAGGCACAAAGAGACCCGCCAGCGCUUUGCCAUAAAGAAAAUUAACAAGCAGAACCUUGUUCUGCGGAACCAGAUCCAGCAGGUGUUUGUGGAGCGGGACAUCCUGACUUUUGCCGAGAACCCCUUCGUGGUCAGCAUGUUUUGUUCCUUUGAGACCAGGAGGCACCUGUGCAUGGUGAUGGAGUAUGUGGAAGGGGGAGACUGCGCCACGCUGCUGAAGAACAUGGGCCCUCUGCCAGUUGACAUGGCCAGGAUGUACUUUGCUGAGACUGUCCUUGCCCUGGAGUAUCUCCACAACUAUGGGAUUGUGCACAGGGACCUCAAGCCUGACAAUUUGCUGAUCACGUCGAUGGGUCACAUCAAGCUGACAGACUUUGGCCUGUCCAAGAUUGGGCUGAUGAACAUGACCACAAACUUGUACGAAGGACACAUGACAAAGGAUACUCGGGAGUUCAUGGACAAGCAGGUGUGUGGCACACCCGAGUACAUCGCACCAGAGGUGAUCUUAAUGCAGGGCUAUGGGAAGCCAGUCGACUGGUGGGCGAUGGGUAUCAUCCUGUACGAGUUCCUCGUGGGCUGUGUCCCCUUCUUUGGUGACACGCCGGAAGAGCUCUUCGGGCAGGUGAUCAGCGAUGAAAUCAUGUGGCCUGAAGGAGACGAGGCGCUUCCUGCUGAUGCCCAAGACUUGAUCAUGAGCCUGCUGAGGCAGUGUCCACUCGAACGCGUAGGCACUGGCGGUGUGCACGAGGUGAAGCAUCACUCCUUCUUCCACAACCUGGACUGGAAUGGGCUGCUGCGACAGAAGGCAGAGUUCAUCCCCCAGCUGGAGUCCGAGGACGACACCAGCUAUUUUGACACUCGCACGGAGCGGUACCGCCACUUGGACUCUGAGGAUGAAGAGACCAAUGAUGAGGAGUCGUCUGUGGAGAUUGGUCAGUUCUCCUCAUGCUCCCACCGCUUUAGCAAGGUGUACAGCAGCUCCGAGUACCUUGCAGCUCACUCAGCCCUCGGCCUCUCAUCUUCUGAGCGAAGUCACAGUGAGGAGAAGGAGGACAGGCCAGAACGGUGGGACAGGAGCUCAGGAGAUGAGGAGAAGAGCCGGGUGUCAAACACAGAGGCCAGGCUCCGAUCAUGGACGUCCUGUGGCUCAACACCCUACUCCUCCCGGCAUGAGCGAAGCCAUAGCCCGGCCACCUUGACCAGCACCUACAGCCUGGAGACCAUGCCCAAGUUUGCUUUCUCCUCUGAGGAUGAGAGCCCCUGUCCGGGCCCACAGAAGCGGGAGCGGCCGGUGUUUGUGCUGGGAGACCCUGAGGCAGGGGCAGGAGGAGCAGCAAAGUCUUCCACGUUGUCGGCUGAUCUUGUCAAUCUGAACCGCAUCCGCCUGCGGAGCAACAGCACCGGGACCAAGAACUCCAGCCCCCGGGGCCUGGAGCCUGGAGCCAGCCGCCGCCUGGGCAGCCAGAAGGAUGCUUCAGAGAGGCAGAGGGCAUCCGUGGGAAGCAGAGUGCCCAAGUCUGCCUCGGUCUCAGCCCUGUCCUUGAUCAUCACCUCAGAUGACUGUGGCGGUGGAGCCCUGAUGAGCCCCAUCUCCCCCCGCUCUCUCUCUUCCAACCCUUCAUCCCGUGACUCCUCCCCGAGCCGAGAUUCCUCCCUCACCAUCACCAGCCUGCGACCGCCCAUCACCAUCCACAGCUCCGGCAAGAAAUACGGCUUCACCCUGCGUGCCAUCCGUGUGUACAUGGGGGACAGCGAUGUGUACGCGGUCCAUCACAUGGUGUGGAGCGUGGAAGAUGGGAGCCCUGCCCAGGAAGCAGGGCUGAAAGCGGGUGAUCUCAUCACACAUGUGAACGGGGAGUCCGUCCUGGGGCUAGUUCACAGGGAUGUUGUGGAGUUACUCCUGAAGAGCGGCAACAAGGUAGCACUACGAACUACUGCCUUGGAGAACACGUCCAUUAAAAUCGGCCCUGCUCGGAAAAACAGCUCCAAGACCCGGAUGGCCAGAAGGAGCAAGAAAAGCAGGAAAAGGGACAGCCAGGACCGGAGGAAAUGCCUCUUCAAGAAGAUCUCCAAGCAGUCAACUGUUCUGCACACCAGCCGCAGCUUCUCCUCUGGCCUCCAUCACUCCCUGUCCUCGAGUGAGAGCCUCCCAGGGUCUCCCACACACAGCCUGUCUCCAGGCCCCACAACUCCUUGCCGCAGUCCUGCUCCAGACCUCCCACCAGAUGCUGUCUCCCCACAGAGCACGUCCCCCUCCUCCAGCACUCCCACCUCUCCCGCAGGACACAUCAGACCAAGCUCUCUGCACGGGCUAGCACCAAAGCUCAGUGGUCAGCGCUACAAGGUGGGGCGCCGGAAGUCCACCAGCAGCAUCCCCCCAUCCCCCCUUGCAUGUACCCCCGCCUCGGUCCCGCAGCCGCCUUCUCCCCAGAGGUCUUCAUCACCGUUGCCAAGUUACACCAGAAAUGUUCACUCCUUCCAGGGCAAGACGCUGUCUCCCCCCACCAUUGUUAGGCAAGUGUCUCGGCCCAGGAGUGCUGAAGGCCCCAGGUCCCCUCUGCUAAAGCGAGUCCAGUCAGCAGAGAAAAUAGUCAGCUACAUGGCAGAAAAGAAAACGGUCAGCAGUCGGAAGCUCACGCUGGAAAUGCCUCCUAGUGAUGGGGCAGGGGAGGAGCUGGGAGGGGGUGAGUGUCCUGUCCAGGCUCUGCUUGGGGAGCAUGGUGCAGGGGCCUACCCAGGGACCCCCCGGCUGAGGGACUGGCCAGGGGAGAGGCAUGACCGAGACCAGGAGCUUGUCAUUAUGAGGAGGCUGAACCUGUCAGAGCGCCGGGACUCGUUUAAGAAGCAAGAGGCUGUCCAAGAAGUGAGUUUUGAUGAGCCCGAGCUGCUGCCAGUCAGCGAGGAUAGCGUGAAAGCAGAGCCCGAGCAGAACAGCGAGUGCGUGCUGUGGAGACGUGUUCCUCACACAGCUUCCUGGGUGGAGACCAGGCAGCAUUCAGUGUCUGGGGGCCCUUCAGAGCCUCCCAAACCAGAGCAGAAGCCCACACAGGUGCCCCAGAUAGCAGUUCAAGGGUCAGAGAGCGAUGAACAGGAGACUAAUGCUGCUGAGUGGGAGUGCCAAGCGUCUUAUCCCAUCCAGCUGAUGGCCAGGGUUUACACUGAGCAAACAGACGGGACUACAGCAGUGGAAUACAAGAGUGUCUCCUCCCAGCGGAGAGACAGCAGGGAGCAGAGAGAGCUCAGUGCGUGGCAAGAGCCCUCACCAGCUGCUGGGCCCUUGCACAGGGCCUGUAGUGGCGAGGAAGCGGUGGGCUCCCCUCGGCCAACCCAAGCCUCUUCUGGGCUGCUGUUGUGGGAGACCACCGGGAUCCAGGAACAUGAGUGCACAGAUGCUGGGAUGCCCAAAGCAAGCCAGCAGGAAUUGCACGAUUGCACUCACAAAAAAGCCAAGGAUGAGUAAUUGCCAUGGCUUAAGGAAAAACCUGGCUGCACGUGAACAUGUAGCAAGGUGAGAGGGUUUCAGCUCUGCGCGGACUCCGCGGGGGAUGAACUUUCACAGAAGCGCAUCCAUGUCAGAGACUGGUACACCGCCCAGUUGUGCUGCACUCUUCCUUCUGUACCCCGUGUGUUGGACUUUUACCUCUGUGAGACCAUGUGCAGCCGAAACAAUUUUAAUGUCAUCCCCAGCGGGGUGUGAGUAUGACCCAAUGACUGUACUUAUAAAAGGCUUUUUGUACUAACUAGAAAGAUGUCCAUGUUUUUGUAGAGCAAUGGCAGGUUUUUGGGUUUUUUGUGGUAACGGCAUUUUUGUGACAGGUUUGAGGGCUUUUGUAAAUAGAAAGGACUGGAUCCAAAUCUUCAGAACUAAUUUAUUACUUUUGUAAGCUAAGAGGAGGAAUAGUAAGAUCUGUCCAGGGGGGCUCCCCUGACCUGUGCUAGAGAGAGAAUCACAGUUGUUUUCCAAGUGUUUCAUAGUCCCACCCCUGACGGGCACUGUUUGUUUUCUGACACUUCUGAGAACCACUUUUUGCCCUUGCUAUUAAUUUGACUCAGGUGGUAAGGCCCAAAGGGAAUGGUGCGGGGCUGAGCUGUUAGGCAUGGGUCAGGGUUUGUUGUGCUGGGGCUCUGAUCAUGCAGGCAGGUAUUUUCUUUCCCCCUUCCUAGAAGAGCUGGUCUCCACUGAAGGAAAAAGUGCUUUAUGCUGGUGACAGGAGCGUAGGCAGUGCUGUCCUGGCACAGACUCGACGUCCAUCUAAUUCAGUGCCCUGUUCUCUCCAGUGGCCAAUUCCAGAUGCCUCGGAGUUGAGCGUAAUUUCCUCUUUGUUCAGUGUGGUUGGUUGGGAAGAAAGUGAAGGAAGUUUGAACUGUAAUGGUUUGUAAAUCCACUCGGACAAAAUUGGUUCCCAGCAGUAAUGGGGUUGCCUGGUGCUGAAGUCACUGU
Molecule: messenger RNA, 5718 nt
Organism: Gavialis gangeticus (Gharial)
Lineage: Eukaryota; Metazoa; Chordata; Crocodylia; Gavialidae
Gene: MAST3
Product: microtubule associated serine/threonine kinase 3
Exons: 26
Coding region: 88-4737 (1549 amino acids)
Biological process (GO): peptidyl-serine phosphorylation; intracellular signal transduction
Molecular function (GO): ATP binding; magnesium ion binding; protein binding
Source: RefSeq, a predicted model, not a curated record